UGCAACUCCCUAAUUAUGCACGAAUACAUUCAGUAUUUCACGUGUCUCAAUUGAAGAGGGCUGUGAAUGCAGAUGUGCCAGUGAUGACUUUGCCCAAUUGUUUGACUGAUUCGAUGGAGUUACAAGUUCACCCUGCUUCGGUACGAAAUGCUAGGAAGCUUCUGAAUGGGAAGAUUGAAGUGUUGGUGGAAUGGGCCAACCUGCCUGAAUGUGAGUGGUCAUGGGAAGACAUGGAGGAAUUGCAAGAGUUGUUUCCAAAUUUUCACCUUGAGGACAAGGUGAUUGUUGGAGGGGGAGGUGUUGUUGGACCCCUAAAAUGGGUUUAUGAACGUAGGAAGAAGCAGAAUAAAGGCAAAGGCCAUAGUGAUCAGCCCAUUGCAUUGGCAGAUUCGGACAAGCAGCCCAUGACAGUAAAUGUGCAGGCCAUGGCAGAUUCGUUGGGUGAUCAACAUCAGCCCAUUGCUUCUUCGGGUGGCCAAGGCUUGGUGAAACAGAUAGUGCUGGCUGUUGAGAAGAAAAGCACUGCAAGAGAGUUUGUUAUAAAAGAGCACACGUGGCAAGCGUUGAAUGGGGCAUACCAUGUGGGAGGGGAAUGGGAGAAGGGAAUCAGUGGCUAAAUAGGAAAAAGGGAGUAAGGGAAGUUAGUUAAAAAGUUUGUAAGAAAAGUAUGGGUAGCUUGAUGGGGAGUGGGGUUUUCUUCCUCGUUGAGAGUAACCAUUGUUAGUAGCUGAGUAUUUUACUGGUUCAGUAUUUGUAAUUUCCUUCAAGGUGUCUCAAGCGGUCCGUUGUCAGUAGUCCAUUCUGAGUACUGUUUCAUUGUUGAGCGUUAAUCACUGUUUGUAAGAACUCAAUUGCAAUUCAAGUUUUAGUAUAUUUUCCUGUUUAUUAUCUGUUAAUCUUCUGGUGCCAUCAGAUACCAUGUCAAGUAUUCAUCCAACACAAACACGUUAGCUGAAUCCCAGAUGAAUAUAGACAUUCCUGUGUUGCUGCCUGCUGUCCAAGGUCUUUUUAAACACAUGAAGCUCGAGAGCAGGAAGUGUACAGUCUCCUUAUGGAAAAUCAUUUUCAAGACAGUCAUCAAUUGUUUAUUAAGUAAAAGUAAGAAUCUCUCUAACGAGGAACUUAUCAUUUCAGAUAACUAAGUACCUCCCCAUG
Gastrolobium bilobum is the source of this 1155-nucleotide messenger RNA. RefSeq lists its product as uncharacterized. Lineage: Eukaryota; Viridiplantae; Streptophyta; Magnoliopsida; Fabales; Fabaceae. Bases 84 to 617 code for a protein of 177 amino acids. The record is from RefSeq and is a predicted model, not a curated record. The transcript is spliced from 2 exons.